Messenger RNA from Spirodela intermedia, 1505 nucleotides. The record is from the annotation of a GenBank genome assembly. Lineage: Eukaryota; Viridiplantae; Streptophyta; Magnoliopsida; Alismatales; Araceae.
AUGGCAGUGGACGGAGCUGGUGGGCACGCCCAUAACAGUCUGGGGUGACAGCUUGGGCCUUCUUUUACAAAACCCUUUUAGGGUUUCUCAUCUGGUACCUCGAAAGCCAUGCCUUUAGAGGCAUUGAUCGAAGACGAUCGAUGGGGGGAGAUUCGAUAAUGAGAAAGACAGUGGCCCGAGUGACGGCCCUUCGGGGGUCCUCCAUUAUCGAGAAACAUCCCUAGUUUAUAAAUGUUGGUGCAAGAUGUGCAUCCGACGAGUGCGUACGACGAAUCAGGUCCUCGUCUCCCACCCCCGGCUUAAAAGCAGGUGGAGGUCACCUUUGUGGGGAAUUUCCGAGAGGCUCUUCAUCCCGAUGCGAGCUCCGGCAGGCCAUGGCGUCUUUCCUUUUCCGAGGUGUGAAGGGAGUGAGCAUCUCGUGCACUUCGCCGGCGUCUGCGGCAACAUGCACAAGCUAUGGCGACAGAGGGUUCGACCGCCGCAGAAGAGCACGUAACUGGAUGGCCACUGAGAAGCAGAAGUCAUGCCCGCAUAAGAGCAGGAAGAGCUCGGAGAUUACUGGGAACCUGAUCAGCCCCGCCUCCUCCUCCUCUCGCUACCUCCUUGACGAGGAAGACGACGGCCCUUUCUUCGACCCGGACGAGGACCCGGUGCCAGCAUUGACCCGGAUCAAGUCCACCAGGUUUCAGAUUGUAACAGGGGAAGACUCGCCUAUUCUAAAGCCGUCUCGUUUUUCAGCGUCAUAUUCCGCUGAUUCAUCACGAGUUCAGGGUCUCCUUCGAGCUUCUUCUUCAUCACUGUCUUCUUCAUCUCGUCUCUCUCUACCACCGACGAGGCUCGAGAUCACAAGGGGUGACGACUCUCCCGUUCCAUCUUCAAGAUCUUACACUGCCGAAGGGGACGAUCGUGCUGUUAUCAGGCAGUCUCCUUUGGGUGGAUCACAAGCGUGGUCCUUCUUUAGGAGCUCCUCUUCCUUGUCGGAGACGAGGUUCUCCUCUCCGGUGGGCAAGAAGUCCGACAUCUUAUCUUCCUCGGCAAGAACCCCGGACCAGGUUUAUAUCCUAAUGUUCAGCUUCUACCCAGCUCAUUCCAAAAGGGAUAGAGCCCCUAGAAUUCACUAGCCUCUGUUGGUACGAUUGGUUUUCUCUAUCCAGGUUGUAGUCUUGAGGGUUUCUCUCCAUUGCAAGGGCUGCGAAGCGAAGGUGAAGAAGCAUCUUUCCCGCAUGGAAGGUGAGACUCGCUCAGUUGAAUUCAUCAAUCGGACUAAGCUAUUGAUUUCUUUAAACCCUAAAUCCUAUACAGGGUUUAAAACAUUUUCCGCAAAAAAUAUUGUUGAUUGUAUGGCGGACUCUUGAGCAGGCGUGAGGUCCUUCGACGUGGACUUCGCCGCCAAGAAGGUGACGGUGGUCGGAGACGUGACGCCUCUCGCCGUACUGUCAAGCUUCUCCAAGGUGAAGAACGCGCAGCUCUGGCCAUCACCUUCCCCAACCAUGGAACUCAUCUGA